AUGUCUGCCGACCAUACCGAAGCAACGGUCUUUUUCGGCUACGGCUCAAACCUAUGGAAGCACCAGAUGCGGGAGCGAUGUCCGAAGUCGAAGUAUCUUGGAAUCGCUCGUCUGAAGGGCUACAAGUGGAUUAUCAACGAGAGGGGCUAUGCGAAUGUGGUCCAGAUCGUUUCGAAGGAAGACGACGAUGAGAAGAAGAAGCAUGAGUACAGCAAAGAAGUCUGGGGUCUGGUCUAUAGUCUUGACAAACAGGACGAGAAGAACCUUGAUGGUAAUGAAGGUGUCCCGAGGGCAUAUACGAAGGAGUGGUUGCAGGUCGACUACUGGCAGGCUGAUGCUGGGGAGGAUGAUGUUGUUGCAUGCCAGGAGGAGAAGGCGAAGAAGGUCAAUAUGCUUGUUUAUAUCAAUCGUAAGCAGAUCUCGGAGUCUAAGCCGAAGGAGGAGUAUAUUUAUCGGAUGAACAUGGGUAUCGAGGAUGCGGUGGAGGAGGGCAUGCCGGAGGAGUACGUUAAGCAGGUUAUGAGGAAUUUCAUUCCGGAAGUUGAGGACGAGGUAGUUGAGGAGGUGGUCAAGGAGGAGAGUGUGAGAUUUGAGGCUGAGAAAGAUCGGUUCACUUGA
Molecule: messenger RNA, 618 nt
Organism: Recurvomyces mirabilis
Lineage: Eukaryota; Fungi; Ascomycota; Dothideomycetes; Mycosphaerellales; Teratosphaeriaceae
Exons: 1
Coding region: 1-618 (205 amino acids)
Molecular function (GO): gamma-glutamylcyclotransferase activity
Source: RefSeq, a predicted model, not a curated record